This is a messenger RNA of Linepithema humile (Argentine ant), 1042 nucleotides long. RefSeq names its product glyoxylate reductase/hydroxypyruvate reductase-like. The record is from RefSeq and is a predicted model, not a curated record. Gene Ontology annotation, cellular component: cytosol. Gene Ontology annotation, molecular function: glyoxylate reductase (NADPH) activity; NAD binding; hydroxypyruvate reductase (NADH) activity. NCBI's taxonomy places the organism in Eukaryota, Metazoa, Arthropoda, Insecta, Hymenoptera, Formicidae.
UACAAUGAGUUUGCCCAAUUUACCACGAGUUUUAGUAACCAGUAAUGCAACACCAGCAGCAGGCAUCAAAUUGCUUCAAACAAAAUGCAAUGUCACUAUUAUACCAGCUGCAGUAAGCACUCGAGAACAACUAUUGCAAGCUCUUCCUGGACAAGAUGCUGUACUUCUUACUAAUCAUCACUUUAUUAGUAACGAGAUCCUUGAUAUCGCUGGUCCGAACUUAAAAGUUGUGUCGACAAUGACGGCCGGUUAUGAUCAUUUGGAUGUCUCGGAAAUUAAAAGGAGAGGGAUCAAGAUUGGUCACACACCGAUAGUGAUGUCCGCUGCAGUCGCGGAAAUGGCCGUGCUCUUAAUGUUAUCUGCAGCAAGACGCAUCCGCGAGGGUCGCUUGAAACGGGAAUAUGGUGAGACAGAUUACGGGCCACAGUGGUUGCUGGGACAGGAUUUACGCGGCUCUACAGUUGGCAUCUUUGGUUUGGGAAAUAUUGGUCAAGCUAUCGUUAAGAGAUUAAUGGGAUUUGAAGUAGGACGUUUUUAUCUAUACAGACAUUCUCGCAAGAAAGCAGGUGCUGAGCUCGGGGCGAUGUUCGUAUCUCUAGACGACCUUCUGGAGCAAAGUGAUUUCCUGGUGGUUGCGGCUCCUCUGAACAACAAGACCAAAGGACUUUUCAAUGACAGUGCUUUUGAUAAAAUGAAGAAAACAGCUAUCUUAGUAAACAUAGCUCGUGGACAAAUUGUUAAUAUCGAUUCACUUGUAAGAGCUCUUCGUGAAAAAAAGAUAUUUGCUGCUGGAUUAGACGUUACUGAUCCAGAACCGCUACCACUAGAUCACGAACUUUUAAAAUUAUCUAAUGCCGUAAUUGUGCCACAUUUAGGUAGUGCGACGAUAAAGACUCGUAAUGACAUGUCAAUAACGGCAGCAUUGAACAUUCUCAAUGGUCUUGAAGGCAAACCAUUGAUUUAUCCCUUAUAAUAAAUAAUUUAUAAUUGUUUUGUAAGAAUAUAAAUACAUUUUCACGAAAUUAACUUAAAAAUACAUUUA